AUGACACAAACAGAGAACACUACAACCCGGUGUCCGGCGUUUUCGGAGCUGCCGCUUCGAAAGGGGGAUCCCUCCUAUUCAGCAUGGGGCCACUGGGGGCCUGACGACCAGCUCGGUACCCUGAACCUGAUCACGCCUUCUGUCGUCAAGAACGCUGGCUUGGAGAUCAAGGAGGGUCUACGCUUCAGUCUCAACUGGCCACUUAGUGAACCCAAGACGCCAGGCUUUCGAAGGCAUGAGUUCGCAUACGAACAUUCGAUCGUAGGGCCUGGUAACGUACUUGAUGAUACUCUCAACUUCAACACGCAAAAGAGCACACAAUGGGACGGCCUGCGACACUUCGCCUACCAAAAGGAGGGUCUAUUCUACAAUGGCAUCACCAAGGAUGACAUGCUCAAGAGUCAGGAAGGAUCCCUGGGAAUCCACAACUGGCACACAAAGGGAGGUAUCACCACUCGUGGUUUCUUGAUUGACUACUGGGCCUAUGCAGAGGAGCUUGGUCAGAGAUAUGACCCGUCGACUCCGCAUGCCAUAAAGUACGAUGACAUAGUCGCUUGUCUCGAAUGGCAGCGCGGACAGUCGCCAAGCGGCCUGGAGCCACAACCCGGCGACAUUCUGAUUAUCCGCAGCGGCUUUACAGCGCGGUACGUCAACCUGAGUGCAGAGGAGGAGAAGAACGUGGGCGAGGCGUGGCCUCCAGCCUCUUGUGGUCUGCAGCAGGACCGCCGUCUGCUACAGUGGCUGUGGGACAGCAAGUUCGCCGGUGUCGGAGGAGACGCCCCUGGGUGGGAAGCGUUCCCAGUGGCGGAGGAGGCAGGGUUCAUGUUCCACGAAGUCCUGAUUUCCGGCUGGGGCUGCCCGAUUGCCGAGUUGCUUUAUCUGGAGGACCUGGCCGCUUGGUGCCGUGAGAACAAACGCUGGACAUUCUUCCUGUCGUCGUGCCCCCUCAACGUGUAUGGAGGAGUGGCGAGUCCGGCCAACAUGAUUGCUCUAGUGUAG
Messenger RNA from Verticillium alfalfae VaMs.102, 999 nucleotides. RefSeq lists its product as hypothetical. Lineage: Eukaryota; Fungi; Ascomycota; Sordariomycetes; Glomerellales; Plectosphaerellaceae. Gene Ontology annotation, molecular function: arylformamidase activity. Bases 1 to 999 code for a protein of 332 amino acids. The transcript has 4 exons. The record is from RefSeq and is a predicted model, not a curated record.